AUGGCAGUGGCGGAUGUGGCGCUGCCUCUGCCUGUUGCGGGAGCACCGUCCCUGCCAUCGACCACUUCAUGGGGCGUUGGUAGCGGACAGACGCCCGUCCCGCCACAAACACUGCGGCUCUCUGCAUUUGGCUUUUCAGCUCCAGCGGCUGCAGUUACUGCCUGCAAUCUCCUGUGCAGAUCACUGCCUUCAUGGCCGGCAAGGUCCAUGGUGAACGCAACGGUCUCCUCUGCUUUUCCUUCGCAGCUGGUGAUGCAGCUGUGCGAUGCGCAGAUCAACUCGGCCGCGGCGCAAACAGUUUCAUUGCGGCCCCCUGUGGCGCCACACGAUUUCACCUCGGAGCCGACAACGGCACACCCCGACUCAUCCCACCAGCAACAACGUGGCUUUGGUUGCGCAACGCAGCACGAUCUUCGUCAUCCAACGCACACGCAACCCACGCGUUGCUCCCACGCACUCAAAACGUCAAAUUGCCUUCAUUCACCCGCUCACAAGCAACCUCCACCGCCAGCUUCACAUUGCACCCCACUGAAGGCUGUUCAGCCACCGGCGUCGCCCCGCACACACACCGCAGCAGCGGCAGCCAACACGAGACACCCAACGCGAACACCCACCCCGCCGGCCACACGCCCACACACGGGAAGUGGGCACGCAUCCAUCGAAUGA
Molecule: messenger RNA, 666 nt
Organism: Trypanosoma rangeli
Lineage: Eukaryota; Euglenozoa; Kinetoplastea; Trypanosomatida; Trypanosomatidae
Exons: 1
Coding region: 1-666 (221 amino acids)
Source: RefSeq, a predicted model, not a curated record